AUGUCUAGCGUGACUAUACGGAACGUCGAAUUCAUAAACAACCCCGCCAAAUUUUCCGACGUCUAUCAAUUUCGUGUUACCUUCGAAUGCAUCGCACCUCUGAAAGAUGACCUCGAAUGGAAACUCAUCUUCGUGUCAUGCCCCGAAAAAGAAGACCUUGACCAAGAGCUAGAUGAUUGUCUGGUCGGUCCCGUUCCGAUUGGGAUAAACUCGUUCGAAUUCGAAGGAUCUCCGCCAGAUCCUUCAAAAAUCCCACCAGAAGAUGUUUUAGGGGUGGCAGCGCUCAUUCUGACGGGGUCAUAUAAUGACCAAGAGUUUGUGCGUGUGGGGUACUACCAGAACACGGAAUACGAUAAUGAGGAGAUGAAGGAGACGCCGCCUGCGAAGAUUGCGUUUGAGAGGUUGGUGAGGGAUAUCAGUGCUAAACCUCGUGUGACGCGUUUUCAGAUCAAGUGGUGA
Messenger RNA from Laccaria bicolor S238N-H82, 459 nucleotides. Its product is annotated as histone chaperone. Bases 1 to 459 code for a protein of 152 amino acids. Gene Ontology annotation, biological process: DNA replication-dependent chromatin assembly. The transcript has 3 exons. Gene Ontology annotation, cellular component: nucleus. Gene Ontology annotation, molecular function: histone binding. Lineage: Eukaryota; Fungi; Basidiomycota; Agaricomycetes; Agaricales; Hydnangiaceae. The record is from RefSeq and is a predicted model, not a curated record.